Messenger RNA from Neoarius graeffei (lesser salmon catfish), 1952 nucleotides. RefSeq names its product pescadillo (gene pes1). The transcript is spliced from 15 exons. NCBI's taxonomy places the organism in Eukaryota, Metazoa, Chordata, Actinopteri, Siluriformes, Ariidae. Gene Ontology annotation, molecular function: RNA binding. Gene Ontology annotation, cellular component: nucleolus; PeBoW complex. Gene Ontology annotation, biological process: maturation of LSU-rRNA from tricistronic rRNA transcript (SSU-rRNA, 5.8S rRNA, LSU-rRNA); ribosome biogenesis. The record is from RefSeq and is a predicted model, not a curated record. The coding region runs from base 133 to 1890 and encodes 585 amino acids.
UGACGUCACUGCGCACAUGUGAGCGGAACCCAGGUGGCUGUGGGUUCCAGUGUUUAUCUUUGUUGUAUUUUGUUAAUAAAUAUAGCAGUGUGAGUUUAGUGUAGCAGGUGUGUGUGUGUAAGAUUCUCCACGAUGGGAGGUUUACAGAAGAAGAAGUAUGAAAGCGGCUCGGCCACCAACUACAUCAGCAGGAACAAAGCGCGCAAGAAGCUGAGCCUGAGUCUGCCUGAUUUCAGACGAUUGUGCAUCUUGAAAGGAAUUUACCCUCAUGAACCCAAACACAAGAAGAAGGUCAACAAGGGCUCCACGGCCCAGAGGACCUUCUACCUGCUCAAAGACAUCCGCUUCCUCUUGCACGAGCCCAUCAUCAACAAGUUCCGGGAGUACAAGAUAUUCGUGCGUAAGCUGCGGAAAGCGUACGGGAAGGCAGAGUGGGGCUCCGUCGAGAGGCUGAAAGACAACAAACCCGCAUACAAACUGGACCACAUCAUAAAGGAGAGGUAUCCAACGUUCAUCGAUGCGCUGCGCGACGUAGACGACUCUCUGUCCAUGUGUUUCCUGUUCUCUACGUUCGCACGCACCGGGAAGUGCCACGUGCAGGUGAUCCAGCUGUGCCGCAGACUCACUGUCGAGUGGAUGAACUACAUCAUCACCUCACGCUCGCUUAAGAAGGUGUUUCUGUCCAUCAAAGGCAUCUAUUACCAGGCAGAAGUGCUGGGACAGACCAUCACCUGGCUCGUACCAUAUCAGUUUGCUCAUGAUCACCCUACAGAUGUGGAUUACAGAGUCAUGGCCACUUUCACAGAGUUCUACACCACACUGCUUGGCUUCGUCAACUUCCGUCUCUACCAAACCCUCAACCUCGUUUAUCCGCCUAAGCUUGAUGGCAAAGGGGAGUCAGAUCUGAAAGCUGAAUUUGAGGAGGACUAUGCCAUGGAUUCGGAGAGCUACCUGGAGAAACUGUCAGCGCUGAGCGCCAGUCUGGCUCGUGCCGUCUCCACGGCUGAAGAAGAGGAAGCAGAAAUGGACCAUUUCCCCGCUGAAGGGGAGGACAUGGAGAAGAUGGAGGCGAGGGUGAAGGCGCAGCAGGAGGAGAACAGACACAAGAAGCUCUUCGAGGGCCUGAAGUUCUUCCUGAACAGAGAAGUGCCGAGAGAGUCUCUGGCUUUCUUGCUGAGGUGUUUCGGAGCACAGGUGUCCUGGGACAGGUCUCUGUGUAUCGGCAGCACGUAUGACAUCACUGACGAGACGAUCACGCACCACGUGGUGGACAGACCCAGCCUGGACAAACAAUACAUCAACAGGUACUACGUUCAGCCUCAGUGGGUGUACGACUGUGUGAACGCUAAGAUGCUCCUUCCGGUGGAGGAUUACUUCCUGGGCGUCACACUUCCUCCUCACCUGUCACCCUUCGUAGAGGAAAAGGAGGGCGAUUACGUUCCUCCGGAGAGGCAGAAACUCUUGGCUCUCCAGAGAGGAGAGAAACCUGAGGAGGAUGAGGAAGAGGAAGAAGACGAGGACGAAGAGGAAGAUGCUGAGGAUGAGGAUGAAGAAGAAGAAGAAGAAGAGCUGGAGGAGGAAGAGGCUGAACAAGAGGCUAAACUCAAAGAUAUGGAACAGAAGAGAACCCAGGGCAAGGCCUUAUCAGUGAAGGUGACCCCUGGAAAGGUGACUCCAGACAACAAGCAGAGACUGGAGCAAGAAGAGAAGGCUGAAGAGAAGAGGCUCGCCAUCAUGAUGAUGAAGAAGAAGGAGAAAUACCUUUACGAUAAGAUCAUGUUCGGGAAGAAGAGGAAGGUUCGAGAGGCAAACAAAAUGACAGCCAAGAGAAAAGCUUUGGACGAGGCCAGCAAAUCGGACAGGAAGAAGAAGAAGUUGAAGAAACAGUAGAGCGGAAAUGAGAGUCAAUGUUGUUUUUAUGAUUAAAACUAAUUCUAUCCAUUUAUCUGAAA